AGACUACUGGUUGUCGGAACAAGUCGGCAGUCAGGCGGAAGGGGGCGGGGCUCCUUGGUCAGCACUUCCUGGCCCAUCCCGAUUCGUCCAGGUCGCUGGGCGGAGUCUGGAGCUGUUACCGAAGCCAGGCUGCGGUGAAGAGGCCAUUGGACGCUGGGUGGAUGUAGUAGUCGCUGAGGAUCUCGGAGUAAACCCGGGACUAAGAGGACGAAGGGGGAAAGGCGGGAGGAGAAGUUGCGAUUAGAGGAAAAAACAUUACGUGUAUUAUAAAGCCUGGAAGAUUUUGUGAAGAAUAAUGGAAGAUAAAAGACAAAGAGCUAGAGUACAGGGUGCUUGGGCUGGCCCUGUUAAUAUAAGAAGAGCCUCUCCUGCAGGGGCUUCCAGUCCCAGUAACCAGGUUCUCUCAAGCACUGCACAGGCCCAGGUGAGAAAAGAGAAGCUGAUUCCACCUGAAAGGCAAUUUGUUUUUAAAGCACCUGAUGAGGUUGUACGAAAAUUUCCAGAGCCCAUAAUAAUAGAGAAGCAGGGUCAGUAUGAGAUCAGUGCAUUGCCAUCAGGAGUUUCUCGGCUUCAUUUGAUCCCUGGCUUCAUUGAUUCAAAAGAAGCUGACUGGAUGUUUGAACAGCUCCUCCAGGAGGUCCCUUGGAGGCAGAGAACACACAUCAGACAAGAUCUAACUUAUGAGGAACCCAGACUCACAGCAUGGUAUGGUGAACUUCCAUAUACCUACUCUCGGUUGACAUUGCAACCAAAUCCUAAUUGGCACCCCCUGUUGACCAUGCUGAAAGAUCGCACUGAGGAGAUAACUAAGCACACUUUCAACUCUCUGCUCUGCAAUCUGUAUCGAAAUGAGAAGGACAGUGUUGACUGGCACAGUGAUGAUGAGCCUGCACUGGGAAGGAGCCCUGUCAUUGCCUCCCUCAGCUUUGGUGCUACCCGGCUGUUCGAGAUGAGGAAGAAACUCUCACCUGAGAGUGAGGACUACACUUAUGUGCAAAGAGUGUGUGUACCACUGGAUCAUGGGACCUUGUUAAUAAUGGAAGGAGCCACUCAGGAGGACUGGCAGCAUCGUGUACCCAAGGAAUAUCACUCCAGAGAAGCUCGGAUAAAUCUGACAUUUAGGACAAUGCAUCAAGACCCAGAGGCAAUAUGAACUUGAAUGAAGGCAUCUGUAGGACUGUCGACUUUCUUCAGAUUCCCAACAUUAAUGCUGGUUUGGGAGAGGCAGCCUUGAUGAGUUCAGAGUUCUGCUUCCUAACAUCAGGCUGCUCUAAUGAGAACUGUGAAGGCUGCAAGCUCCUGGUGAUGGUUCAAGUGCCUUUUUCUAAGAUGAUUUGUAUAAAUGUGAUGCUCAAUGGUAAAGUUUUGUUUUAUUGAAAAGACACAAUCUACUCUGCCUUGUCAUACUGGAAUUAUGCCUGACAAGUUUGAAUCAAACAUCUUAGCGUUGGCUCAUAUGUGACUAAUACUUUUAAAUGGAAUUUUCCUUUGGGAGAGUUGAGAGUGGAUAUCUUGGCAGAGUAGAGUGAUACUGGUAUUUUUUGUUUAUACUGUGCUAAAUAAAACUACACUUGUCUUAUA
Molecule: messenger RNA, 1581 nt
Organism: Heteronotia binoei (common prickly gecko)
Lineage: Eukaryota; Metazoa; Chordata; Lepidosauria; Squamata; Gekkonidae
Gene: ALKBH3
Product: alkB homolog 3, alpha-ketoglutarate dependent dioxygenase
Exons: 10
Coding region: 296-1153 (285 amino acids)
Biological process (GO): DNA alkylation repair; DNA repair
Cellular component (GO): nucleus
Molecular function (GO): dioxygenase activity
Source: RefSeq, a predicted model, not a curated record